This is a messenger RNA of Plasmodium relictum, 741 nucleotides long. It is a transcript of the gene OSCP, whose product is annotated as mitochondrial ATP synthase delta subunit, putative. The coding region runs from base 1 to 741 and encodes 246 amino acids. Gene Ontology annotation, molecular function: proton-transporting ATP synthase activity, rotational mechanism. NCBI's taxonomy places the organism in Eukaryota, Apicomplexa, Aconoidasida, Haemosporida, Plasmodiidae. The record is from RefSeq and is a predicted model, not a curated record. Gene Ontology annotation, biological process: proton motive force-driven mitochondrial ATP synthesis. The transcript has a single exon.
AUGAAAACUUUUAAUUAUUGUAAUUAUCGUUAUUUAAGUAAUUUACUAAACAAAAAUAUAGCAAAUUAUGUUUUAAAAAAUAAUUAUUCCUUCUAUAUAUUAGGUAAAAGAAAUGUAGAUUACCUUAAAAAAAACAUUAAUUUUUCCAGAUAUUUUAGUAGUUCACAAGAAAAAAAUACUGAUGAUUACUUUUUAUGUAUGGGAGAUAAUAUAGAAAAACGAUAUAGUUUAGCAUUAUAUAAUGUAGGAAAAAGAAAUAAUAAAAUAAAUGAAAUAGCAAAUGAUUUAUUAUUUAUUAAAAACAGUUUACUUAAAGAUAGAACAUUUCUUAACUUUUUAAGCACACCAAAUAUUGAGCGCAAAGAAAAAUUAGAUUUUUUAAAAAAUGAAUGUAAAAAAUUUAAUAACUUUAAUAAUAUAACAUUAAAUUUUUUGGAAUCCUUAUUUGAUUCUAAAAGAAUGAAUUUUUUACAAAAAAUAAUAGAAGAAUUUGAAUUAUUACUUAUGAAAGAUAAAAAAGAAAUAAAAUGUGUUGUUUAUACAGCAAAAGAAAUUGAUAAUAAUUACAAAAAAAAAAUUCAUGAUUCAAUUGUUUUUAAAUUAAAGAAUGAAUUAAAACCUUUAAUAGAAUAUAAAACAGAUAAGUUUAUUUUAGGUGGACUAAUUUUACAAAUAGGAAAUCAAGUUUUUGACUUCUCAGCCAAAUCAAAAAUUGAAAAAAUUAGAAGUACUCUGUCGUAA